UUGACUGUUGGUCUUUCAGAGAAAAAAAAUGAGAAAGAGCACAGAUAACUAAUACAAAAAUUAAAUUGUCAUUCAGUCAUGCAACUACUGUGGGAUUCUUUAGAGUGAAUUGUGAAUAGUAACAUAUUGAAAAAAAUUGUUUUUCGAGUUAUUUAGAAUUGUAUUUCUUUCGGGUUGUUAGUUUUUGUUUUUGAGUGUAUUAUUAAACUGACAAUCUAAGGUUUUUAACAAUGAACUGUAAUUUGGUGUACUGAGAAGUGAUUGGAUUAUGCAUUAUAAAAACCUAAAUACUAUUUUAUUCAUGGUUGAUUGGUGUUUUGCAAAUAAAUGAAAAGUACAUAGUGUGUUUGAAAUUAGUAGUUUGAAGAUUUUGAAUGAAAUAUGUAGAAAAAUGUAAUUUUUUGACCCAUUAUAGGUUUACUUUAGAGACUUUCUUCAACGUUGUAAUGAUUAUAAUAUAGAGAAAAUAGAACUUCUAGAACCUGAUGCCUUCACAAGUGAAAAGUUCACAUCUUCAGGAGCUCCGAUAAAUCUUUCAGAAUUAUCAGCAAUGGGGAAAAAAAGACAAGAAAAAAUUGCAAGAUACAAAAAACAAAAAGAAAUGGAAAAUAAAUUAAAUGAUCUGGAAAAAUGUAUUGAAAAUCCAUCCACAGAUGAAGAAAUUGUGAGAGAGUACUGGCUCUUAACCAUAAAAAAGUGGAUCAGCACAGCUCUUGAUGAACUUGGUUCCUUGGAGAUGGAAAAGCCAAUUCUUGAGCACUUGAGUAAAAGGAAAACAGAUGGUGACAAGGGUCAUGAAGCCAAAAAUGUUUCAGGAAAGAAAAAGAUGCUGAAACCUAUAAUAAUCACAAGGAAUGAAAUGCAGAAGAAGGUGUUUGGUGCUGGAUACCCAGGCAUUCCUGCAAUGACUGUUGAUGAAUUCUAUGAACAAAAAUAUGGAGAUAAUUCACAGAAUCAACAUAAAUUUCAAGUUUCCAGUCUUCAAGACAAGAACUCUGAAUUAGACACUUUAAAUGCAGAAAAAGAAGAAACUGAAAAGGAACAGAAGGAAGAAACAGAAGACCAUGAAACUUUGAAGAAAGCAAGAGAGUGGGAUGAAUGGAAAGAUGAUCAUAGAAGAGGCUGGGGCAACCGAAAAAAUAUGGGAUGAUGGUGGAGGUUGAGUUGGCUGUUCAGCUAAAUUUACGGGAUACAUUAUUUGUAUUAUCACCAUUAGUGGAGGAGACAAAAAUUGUGGCAAAAAAAAAAUCACAUGUGAAGUACCCAUUCAGAUGCUAGUAAUAAUAUUUAAAUAUUGUAUGUACCUACAAAAACAUUGAUUUUUAUCACAUUAAAUAAAAAUUAAAUAUAAAAACUUGUAUCUGAACUGCAUUAGUCAAAGUUUUGUUUUUAUAUGCUAACUACCAGUUAUUCUAACCCACUUUUUUCUUUUUUAAUUUAUAUGUUAAUAAUGUAAACCUAGUAUGAAUAGUUCUGGAUUUAUCAAACAUUCAUAUGCAGUAAUAUCACAAUAUACUUUUGGAAUUGUGAAAUGUUUUAAGUUCUAUUAAUAGCAGUAUGAAGUAUGUAAUACAAAUGACAUAUUUAUUGUUUUUGUUACUUAGUGUUCUCAAGACACUUUACAUAACAUAUACACUUGUAUAGAUCAGAACUUAGGAUCCAAGAUAUUCCAUUCUAUUCAUAAAACAUUAGUUAGUAUAUCUUAUUAAGCAUUAUAACAAUAUUUCUAAGAGUAUUCAAUUUAAUGUAAUGUUUAAUAUAAUGUAUAUAAACACACAUUUUUCUUAUUUAAACAUACCAGUAUUGUUAAAUUAUGUGAGAUCCUUGUACUUCGUAAGACAUUAGAGGAAAGUGUGAUUAAAUUAAAUUUUUUUUGUUUAACCCAUUCAGUGUUAUCACUAUACGAGAUACAGUAGUCCGUGAGAAUGCUAUCACUGUGUAACAUACAGGUUUAUUUUUCCUGCCACCCUUUGAAUUUGUAUUGGCGCUCUGACUAGUUACCUCGUGAGAGUGCCGAUACGGAUUCAAAGAGUGAAGGGAAAAUAAACCCGUAUGUUAGAUGGUGAUAGCAUUCUCACGGACUACUGUAUCUCGUACAGUGAUAACACUUAAAGGGUUAAUAUUGUUACUGAUAAUGAUGUAUGAAAUACAAAGUGUAGUCUUGCAUCAGAAACCAAAAUAAAGGCAGUCAUUAUUCA
This is a messenger RNA of Limulus polyphemus (Atlantic horseshoe crab), 2198 nucleotides long. It is a transcript of the gene Tap42, whose product is annotated as immunoglobulin-binding protein 1-like. Gene Ontology annotation, cellular component: cytosol. Bases 551 to 1150 code for a protein of 199 amino acids. The record is from RefSeq and is a predicted model, not a curated record. The transcript has 6 exons. Gene Ontology annotation, biological process: regulation of signal transduction; regulation of dephosphorylation. Gene Ontology annotation, molecular function: protein phosphatase 2A binding. Lineage: Eukaryota; Metazoa; Arthropoda; Merostomata; Xiphosura; Limulidae.